Acaromyces ingoldii is the source of this 1270-nucleotide messenger RNA. Its product is annotated as Dihydroorotase. Gene Ontology annotation, biological process: 'de novo' pyrimidine nucleobase biosynthetic process; pyrimidine nucleotide biosynthetic process. Bases 95 to 1234 code for a protein of 379 amino acids. The transcript is spliced from 3 exons. The record is from RefSeq and is a predicted model, not a curated record. Gene Ontology annotation, cellular component: cytoplasm. Lineage: Eukaryota; Fungi; Basidiomycota; Exobasidiomycetes; Exobasidiales; Cryptobasidiaceae. Gene Ontology annotation, molecular function: dihydroorotase activity.
CGCGACAGACAGAAAGAAGCCUUCUUCUUACUCAUCUUCUCUCUCAGUUGAUUCCCCUGUGCGCCCACUGCUGGCCCCUGUCUCAGAACACACCAUGGCGGCAACGGAGAUCCAGCUCGAUCUGCCCGUGGACAUGCACGUGCAUGUGCGGCAGCCGCCCAUGUCGUCGCUCAUCGUGCCCCACCUCGCGCUCGGCGGCAUUCAGACGGCCUACAUCAUGCCCAAUACGAUCCCGCCGAUCAGCAAUGUGUCGCAGUGCGUCGAGUACCUUGACCAGCUCGAGUCGCUCCUCCCGCCGUCGUCCGAUGUCGAGCUGAUCGGCACGCUGUACCUCUCGCCCACGCUCACGCCCGCCGAGGUGCAGCGCGCCGCCGCCGUGCGGCACCCCAAGACGGGCCGGCUGCGCAUCGGGGGCGUCAAGAGCUACCCCAGGGGUGUCACGACCAAUUCAGACGGUGGCAUCGAGAGCUACGACGUCUAUGACGAAGUGUUCGCAGAGAUGGAGCGGCAAGGGCUGGUGCUGAACCUGCAUGGCGAGGUGCCGAGCGACGAAGAAAAGAACAUCACGGUCCUCAAUGCCGAGGCGUCCUUCUUGCAGCACCUGCACAAGCUCCACGCCAAGUUCCCGAAACUGCGCAUCGUCCUCGAGCACGCGACAACGGCCGCGGCCGUCGAGGCGGUCAAGCAGUGCGGCGACACCGUCGGCUGCAGCAUCACGCCUCACCACCUCCAACUCAUUGUCGAUGACUGGGCGGGCAAGCCAGUCAACUUCUGCAAACCCGUAGCAAAGACGUGGGACGAUCGCAAGGCCUUGCGCGAUGUGAUCCGAUCAGGGCACCCGCGCUUCUUCCUCGGGUCCGACUCUGCUCCGCAUCCCUUUGCGUCCAAGAUGCCAUCUGCGGCCUCGCACGGCGAUGUCCAGACGGCCGCAUCGUGUGGCUGCGCCGCCGGCGUCUACACCUCGCCCAUCCUCAUUCCCCUCUGCGCCACACUCCUCGAGUCAUUUGGCGCCCUCGACCGGCUCGAGGCGUACGUCAGCACAAACGCACGCAGCUUCUACCGCCUGCCUGUCAGCCAAGGCAGCGCCAAGCGCAUUCUCAGACGGGAACAGACAACAGUGCCCAGCAGCUUCACCCUCGAUGCACACAAGGACAAGGACGACUGGGCCAGGGACAAGGCCCAGGUGGUGCCCUUCUGGGCGGGCAAGGAACUGCCGUGGAAGAUUAUAUCUUAGAAUUUAUCAAUGGUAAUAUCUCUGACUCUCGCUCAG